UCAGGUGGUCACAAACUUUAGUCCAUGUAAUGUACUACAGAUCAAAGGUUAAAGAAAAAAAGCUAUAAAGUGUAUGAAAGAGUAGAUAUGUGUAUGGAUAUGUAUAUAGAUAUAUAUUUCACAAAUCCAGCUGCACUUUGUUAACAAGACUAUGGACAGUGAAUGUGUGUGUGUGUGUGUGUGUGUACAGUAUAAUAAGCAUUUUAGUGCAGGAUUUCCUGGUGCACAUUUUCUCCCAAUGACUCCAUCCCGCGUUUUCAGCCUCUCCCUUAAAACCCCUCCGAAGCGUUGGAUGCAAAAAAAAAAAAGAAAAAAGGGAAAGACAGCAGCUCAGGGAAAGGCGUGCAGGAAUCAGGAGGAGGAGAGAGGAGUCUUUCAUUGGGGUGUGGGGGGGGGACCGCCGCCUCCAGCGCAGCGCAGCGCACCAGCGCACUCCAUCCUGAUGUGAUGAAGUGAGAUGGGAGAAGCCAUGGAGGCCUGGAUGGUGGAUCUAUGGAGUUUGGCUUGAAUUUACCCCGCUGUUUUUUCACAUUUCGGAUUAGGUUGGUGGUGGUGGUGGUGUUGGAGGAGGACAGGAGGAGUGCAGAGCUGGGUCGGAUUUGGCCAACAUGCCGUUCGCCAAGCGGAUCGUGGAGCCGCAGCUGCUGUGCAGACACGCCGUGCCCAACGACGAGGGCUUGCUGUUCGAGGACCUGCGCUCCAUCAGCAACGUGGCGCUGGCGCGCAGCCUCCGCCAGCUCGCCGACUUGGCCAGGCACGCGUGCUCCAUCUUCCAGGAGCUCGAGGACGACGUGGUCGCCACGGGCCAACGCGUGCGCCUUCUCCAGGGCAAAAUAGGCCACAUGCAGCAGACCGCCGGCGCGCUCGAUCCCAAACUCGAAGCCGUGCCCGUGUCAAAUCUGGACAUCGAAAGCAAGUUAACUUCGCACUAUCAGGCCCCAUGGCACCAGCAGCACAACCUGUUUCACCCCAGCACACGGUUGCCAUGUUUGGAAGAGCUGCACCGCCAUGCCCAGUUCAGUCUACGGGCACUGCACAGAGAGCAGUGUCAGCGUUCAACCAGCAGAGAGCGCAAUCGGGUCACCAUAUCCAUCUCGGUGGCCCCGCCCAUGCCCGCAUUCCCCUCCCCUCACUCCCUCAGGAGGCAGGACCAGAGAAGUCGACACUCACGAAUGCUGGACAGAGCUGAAUUUCAGACAAUGCAGAGGAAGGAAAGAUGCACCAGAGAGUCAGACAUGCAGACUCUCCCCAGGAAAGUUAUCCAGCAGGAGAGACCUUCGAGGGAAGUGGAGCUUCAGCCAGCACAGAGAAAGCAUGACCGUUCCACCUCCCCUACAUCGUGUUGCGUGUUCAUCCCCUGGAUGCGAAAGGUUGGAACCAAUACAAAUACAGACGUGGAGUUGGUAGCUCCGGGACACAGGCCUAAAUGUCCAGUUCCAAACGUUCCUUCGACACUGGACAAGCAGACGAACUGGUCAAAAGCCCUGCCGCUUCCUACACCAGAUGAAAGGAUAAAGAAUGAUUCUCAUGUCAUCUCAUCCUGCAUCAUCCCUAUCAAUGUUACUGGUGCAGGAUUCGAUCGGGAAGCCAGUGCUCGCUGCUCGUUGGUUCAUUCCCAGUCUGUGUUGCAGCGACGAAGGAAACUUAGGAGGCGGAAAACUAUCACAGGCAUUCCAAGACGAGUACAGCAAGACAUGGAUUCAGAUGAAUCUCCCGUGGCCAGAGAACGAUCUGUGGUAACAACCCAUGGCAACCCACACAUGUCCCUUUACCAGGAGGAGCUGUCACUUAGUGGCCGGACGCUAAACACCAAGGACUCUGGCUGCCAGACUGAUGACUUCCUGAUUGCUGCUCCAUCCCGUAGGCGUAUCCGUGCACAGAGGGGCCAAGGAAUUCCAGGUUCCCUCUCUCAUUCCACUGGUAAUAUAACUUCAUUACCAGAUCGCUCUGAUGCAAACUAUUCUACUGCUUUGGGCACUCGUCUGCGCUCAAGAAGUUUACCCAGAGAAGGAAGUCGAAUCCGGGACAAUGAUCAAGAUGACAGUGAUGAUGAUGAUGAUGAAGAGGAUGAUGAUGAUGAUGAAGAGCUCUCUCCUUAUGAGGCUGAGGACUUUCUGCCAGGUCCAGGACGCAAGAUAAUAAAGGAUGAGGAGGAGAGCACCGAUGACCAAGCCAUGCCAGCGCACCAGCUGGAAAGCCUCAAGCGCCUACAACAUGGCGGUUGUCCUGAAAAUGCUUGGAUUGAGAGGGGUAGGUCACGGCUUCCACGUAACUCUGACAUGGGAAGCUGUGAGAUCUCCUCUAGUUCAGACACCUUCAGCAGCCCCAUUCACUCUGUCUCUACUACAGGUGUGCUUGGCAGCCAAAUUGACCACAAAGAAGACCAUCAAUCUUCAAGUGGAAACUGGAGUGGAAGCAGCUCAACAUGCCCCUCACAGACCUCAGAGACUCUACCACCAGCUGCUUCACCUCCACUGACUGGUUCCUCGCACUGUGAUUCAGAACUGUCCCUCAACACUGGGUCUCAUAUAAUUGACGAUACCACUGGCUUUAUCAUUGACCCCUACCACCUGGACACCUCACAAGGUCAGGGACACAGGUCUAGUUCAUUUACCUCUUCAGCUACAGAUCAGAUGGAUGAUGCAGGCGUUAGUACCGCUAGUGACGGGGAGUGGAACUGCAACCAGGACCAGCAGGAUCAACCCUGUCUACAAGACUUCAGCCCAAAGCGCUCAAGGGAAGAUGAGAGCGGCAUAAGUUGUCCCAGUUAUUCUAGUGGAGAAACAUAUGAGUGCUUUAGUGGGCAGCUGUCAGCUGAAACAUUAGAGAGCGCUACACAUUACACUGUUGACACCGAAUGCUUCUACACCUCCGUGCAAUUGGACUGUGGUCUUAAAGGUAGCAGAAGCUAUUGCAACUAUGCAGCCAUCGACCCUGACUGUGGCCCAAGUGGGAACAUUGCACCUGGCAUGGGUGAAUACCCCCAACCAGAUUACAAAGGAAUGAGUACACUUGGAAGAGGGUGUCUUUCUUUAAGAAAACCAAAGGCUAAGCCACCCCCACCAAAACGUAGCUCUUCUUUAAGGGAAACGAGCAGCAGCGUAUCCACGCAAGAGCCGAAUGAACCAAAGAUUUCUAGUGAGCUGCCUCUGCCUUUGUCUUCCAGGGAGAUGAAGCUGCAGCUGGAGUUGGCUGGUACUGACAGGCACCUUGAGACUGCAGGCCUUUGUGACAAACAGCUUGGCAAUUGGGGUGUAGAGAAUAUCAGAGAAAUGCUAGACUGCUCAUCUCCAUUUAGUUCUUCGGACACACAUUCCUUUAAGGAUGAGGGUGCUGUUCAGUCAGACUAUGCAGACCUUUGGCUUCUCAAUGAUUUGAAAUCUAGUGAUCCGUACAGGUCACUAUCCAACUCCAGCACUGCUACGGGUACAACAGUUAUUGAAUGUAUCAAGUUGCCAGAGAAUCUGGAAACUCAGGCUUGUGGCUCCAGCUCCAGACCCACCUCACCAACACUUUUACCACAAGAAGGUGAUUUUAGACUGGGCUCUCCUGAGAAACUUGCAGCAUUAGCAUCUCCAUCAAGUGGAUAUUCUAGUCAGUCAGAGACACCCACUUCUUCCUUUCCAUCUGCAUUCUUCCCGGCACCACUGUCCCCAACCAGCGGCAAGAGGAAACCCAAGGUGCCAGAAAGAAAAUCAUCACUCUCCUCUCUUCAACAGCAGCAGCUUACCGUUCGAGAUGCAGUCUCUUCCUGCAGGAGAGAUACUGAUUCCCACGCACCACCUAGUCACCUUGACCUAAGUGCUCUUCACACCAAGCCCUUUGCCUACAGAAAUCAGAUACACCUCCUUCACCAGAACAAGCAGAAAGCAGCUGCAGCAGCUGCUGCAUUAGCAGAGGCCCGUGCUGCAGCAUGUGCAGAGGCAUCUAGCUUGGCCAACAUGGCAAUCACUUCGACUGUUGGGCGGUCUAGUUAUCUGCGACCAUUUGAUAAACCGACAGAGGGCAAUCACCGUUCUGAGCUGUCGAGUGCUGAUCAAUCAACUCGACCCAAGUGUCCUACAGUAACAGUUGACACUUCGACUGCUGACAACCGACAUAACAGGAAACCACCAGCCUACAAGCCACCUGCUAGGCAGCACUGUGACUUUCAGUGCCCACCCCCAGAAGCUAUUGUUAUACAACACGAGGGAAUUAAAAUAAGGCAGGAAAGACAUGGCUCAGGAACGUACUGGGCCAUGACAGCAUUUAGAACACAACCACCUGUACAACCAACCAAUGAACAAGAAGACUUCCUAAUACCAAAAGCCCAGGCUUGUGAGUCCCAGGAAGCUCAGCAAGAGGCAGAUUGCAGCAGGUCUACAGAUGAAGAUGAAGCAUCGGUGGCAGAAAGUGUUAAAUGUGAACACAGUCAUGCACCCAGACCACAACCUCAGGCAGAAGCAUCCUUGAAACUGAGCAGCACACUGUCUCCUCCUGCUUACAGCGAUAUACGCAGGAGUGACGUUGUACCAUGCAACAGCCCAGAGCAAGUGCCUGCCAAAAGUUUAGAAGCCUCAUCACACACUUGCACAAUCAGCAAAGAGGAGGUGUACGAGACAUACGUCACAACCAGAAGUGCCUCACAUGAUGGACACGAGGAUGAGUCAACCCCAGACACAGAAGACUACUUCAGCAAAGACUCAACCCCCAGUGACAAUUCAAAUUCUCCUCUGACUGAUGACUCGAAGUUUGAUGACGAUAGCCUAUUCACUUCACCUAAUAAACUACGCACAACUGAAGAUCUGUUUGCAAUGAUCCACAGAUCAAAAAGAAAAGUUCUUGGACGGAAAGACUCAGGGGAUCUCAAUGGGAAAGGUCGUAUUGGAGUUGCUCCUGUCAGUGGUCCAGUCAAUCAUCCGGUGACGUGUCCAAUCGUUGCAAGUGUUCCAGCUUCUGCUUCGGUUUCUCAGAGAGCACCCGGACCUAUUUAUAGGAGUGCCAAAAAAUCCAGCACCUCCAACGAGGAGUUUAAGUUGCUCCUGCUAAAGAAAGGGAGUCGCACAGACACCAGUUACCGCAUGUCUGCAACAGAGAUUCUUAAGAGCCCUAUCAAUCCUAAGUCUCCAGGUGAACUAGAGGCUUCCAAGCAACAAGAAGAACCCCCUUUACCAAUGCAGGAGCUUCCAGCCAGCACAGAGCCACUCCCCAGCACUUAUCCCAAGGCAAAUUCUGAGGGUUUCUCUACAAAAACUCUUACUAUGUCUGCUGCCUCUAGGCAAGGUCGUUCAAGGAUACCGCCUGCAGCCAGCAGCAGCAGGUACAGUACUCGCAGCCGGCUAUACACUGCCCCAAUGCAGGCGAUCUCUGAAGGAGAAACCGAAAACUCUGAUGGAAGUCCACAUGAUGACCGUUCCUCCUAGUGGUAUAAUUCUUUGUUUAAGGGUAUGUGUGGUUUUCUAACCAAUGACAAAACAACAAAUCCCUCAGAAAAAUUUGAAUGAAUGAAAAAAAUGUAAGAAAUGAAAAAAAAAAAAAUUUGUGAUUUAUCAUUUUAAUAUUUUACAAUUAAGUUUAAAAAGUCCUGUUUUUUCAGCUUUUUUGUAUUCCAUGAAUUCAGUGAACUUUUGGUCAGUCAUGAGCUUUUAUUUCCAUCAAAAGCUAUUGAAACUUGUGAAAUUGUGGUACCACAAGUACUACUUUUUUAUAAUGUGGAUGCUUGGUGGAUAUUGAUUAAAAAAAAAAAAGCCUUUCCUUUCA
Messenger RNA from Silurus meridionalis, 5739 nucleotides. It is a transcript of the gene nhsb, whose product is annotated as Nance-Horan syndrome b (congenital cataracts and dental anomalies). The transcript has 12 exons. NCBI's taxonomy places the organism in Eukaryota, Metazoa, Chordata, Actinopteri, Siluriformes, Siluridae. Gene Ontology annotation, biological process: cell differentiation; lens development in camera-type eye. The coding region runs from base 609 to 5402 and encodes 1597 amino acids. The record is from RefSeq and is a predicted model, not a curated record.